CGGGCAACAAAAGGUAGCUCAAUACGUUUAAACAAACAAAUCCAUAAAGUGUCUAAAUGUAAACACGAGCCGCUAUAUCUGACAAUUUCUAAUUAAAUUAUGUUAUCAUAGUACAAAUAUAUAAUCUUUAUGUUCAAGAGAUUAUCAUUUACUUUAAAUUGAAAUCGAAAUAAUAUCAUUCAUGUUUUUAGCAUUUAGAUAAAUCUUGAUCUUUAGUAAUCACGUUGUUAGAGAUGGAUAAUCAAUACAACAUAGUUUUAGGAGCUUUGACAAAAGCAUCUAGUCAGAAUGCUGAACUUUUAAAAGAUGCAGAAAUUCAGUUGAAGAGUUGGGAGACUGAAAGAGGAUUUUAUUCUAUUUUAUUGAACAUAGCCUGUGAUAUCAAUUUGCAUGUUAACAUACGAUGGUUAUCAGCCUUGUGCAUUAAAAAUGGUGUUGAUCGUUACUGGCGUAAAACUGCUCCCAAUUCUAUUGAAAAUGAGGAGAGGAUUGCAAUCAAACAGAAAUUAUUGAUGUGUUUGAAUGAACAAGUCAACCAAAUUGCCCUUCAAUUUGCUGUCAUAAUCUCAAAAAUAGCUCGUUUUGACUUCCCUAAAGAGUGGGCUGAGCUAUUUCCAACACUAUUAAAUAGUACACAAUCCGUUAAUAAACUUGAACAGCAGAGAGCCUUAUUAACCAUGCAGCAUGUGAUAAAAGCUUUAUCUUCCAAAAGAUUGACAGGGGAUCGUCGUAUUUUUUAUCAGCUUACAAGUACAAUAUUCUCAAAUAUUUUUCACCAGUGGAUAAAUUACAGCAAAUUAUUUCUCCAGGAAGUUAAUGGUGAUGCUCUUCAAGUUAGGGAACUACUUGAUAACUCUUUUUUAACAUUAAAAAUUUUACGAAAGUUAGUCACUUUUGGCUUUAAAGAAUGCUCCAAAGAACCAGAUGCUGUGAAUUUUAUUUUACUCAUAUAUCAACAAAUUGGACCAUUUUUAGACUGCAGAAUGUAUUUGCAAAACAAAGGAACAGUUUUUGAUGUUUGUGAAAAGUAUAUAAUUUUGCUUGUAAAAAUUCUUAGAGAUGUUGUAGAUCUUCAGCCAUUUUCUUUUGUGCAGUUCAUCCAACCUACUCUAGAAUGUUGCAUCACAUUUUGUUUUAAUAGAAGUUUACAAGAUAAAUUGUAUGAAAGACUCAUUGUUCAGUUCAUGAAUGUUGUUAAAAGCAUAUUAAUUUGCCAAGAAUACAAGCCAGCAAAAGUAAUUGAAGAGAAAAACCCUCUGACUAUUGAAGCCCAUAGCAUUAAAGUUUCCUUUUUCACUCUUCCUGUUCUCAAAGAAAUAUGUGAUCAAUUGUUGUCAAGAUAUUUUUUGUUAACAAAUGAGGACAUUUCAAGCUGGGAAAAUAGUCCAGAAGAAUUUGCAUCUGAAGAAGGGGGUGAAUCCUGGAAAUUUAGUUUGCGUCCAUGUACAGAAGUUUUCUUUUUGACACUCUUUCAUGAAUUCCGAAAUUUGCUCACUCCACUGGUUGUUGAAGUUUUGCAAAACAGUCAAACAACUAAAACUACAGAUCUGUUUGGAAUAUUAAAGAAAGAUGCAGUUUAUAAUGCUGUUGGGCUAGCCGCUUUUGAUUUAUAUGAUGAAAUUGAUUUUGAUGCUUGGUUUACUAAUGUUCUUAUUGCUGAAUUACAAAACAAGGAACCUGGGUAUCACAUCAUCAGGCGUAGGGUAAUCUGGCUUAUUGGACAGUGGGUUGGUGUUAAAAUGUCUCCUGACAUGAGACCUUUGCUGUAUGAAGUCAUUUUGAAAAUGUUAAACAGUGAAGAAAAUCUCAUUGUCCGACUUGCUGCAUCUAAUACUCUCAAAGUUGCUGUUGAUGAUUUUGAGUUCAAUUCAGAACAGUUCCUACCAUUCCUAGAGGGUUUCACCACUGCCCUUUUUCUGCUUCUUAAAGAAGUUAAAGAGUGUGAUUUAAAGAUGUCGAUACUUCAUGUGAUAUCAUUUGUGGUAGAGCGAAUGGGUAGUGAAAUUAGACCGCAUGCUGAAGCUUUGUUGCAUUAUCUACCUCAGUUAUGGGACACUUGUGGUGAUCAUAAUAUGCUUCGCUGUGCUAUUAUAUCUUGUUUUGUUCAUUUAGUCCAGGGUUUAGGGACUUUAAGCGAGUCGUUGCAGCCUUUAUUAGUUCCUAUGAUUGCCUUAAGUACAGAUGUACACCAACCCCCUCAUGUUUAUUUAUUGGAAGAUGGAUUAGACUUAUGGUGGGCAAUUCUUGAUAACACGUCUGUUUGUCCUGAUGAACUCUUAAAACUUGCUUCUCAUCUAUUCCCCUUGCUAGAGUAUAAAGGUGAUUCUCUUCCUCCGUGUAUACGUAUUGCAGAAGCCUAUCUUUUGUUGAACCCUAAAGAUUUUCUCAAGAAUUAUGGCCAAGCACUAGUUGAAACAUUCCACGGCACUAUUAAAGACAUGAAGUCUGAGGGUGUUGAUAUGUUACUAAAGGUUGUUGAAACUGUGUUCAUUUUAUUCCCGGAGGAUGGUCCAGUGCUAUUUGAACCAUUAUUGCCUUAUGUGUUGACUUUAGCCUUAGAUAAAUAUGAACUGCCUUUGAGUUCAACUAUUCAAUUGAGUAUUUUGUCCAGAGUUAUAUUACACAACCCAAACUGUUUUAGUAGAAUUUUACAAGCAAAAGCAGAUGAAUGCCGAAAAGAUGUGGGGAGCAUCCUAGAUGAUUUUCUAAUAUUAUGGCUUGAAAGAAUGCCUCUUGCAAAUCCUAUCCAGAGGAAGAAACUUCUUGGAUUAGCUUUAACUUGUCUUCUGACUUCUAAUAUGAACGCUGUUCAUGAAAAAAUAUGUGGAAUACUUUUAGCUGUUGUUGAAGUUUUAUAUGAUAUUACAAAAGUUAAUAGAGAAAACUGUUCUGGAUCUGAUGAUAUGUUGGUCAUUAAUCCAGGAGAAAUAUCUGAUCUAGAUGAAGAAAUUGAAACAGAACAAGAUAAAAGAAAACGGGAGUUAACAUUAUUGGAUCCUGUUUAUACAGUGGUAUUGAGAGAUUAUUUAUACAACCAAGUAAUGGCCUUACAGCAAUCAGUAGGUGCUACAAAAUUUCAAGAUCUUAUGUCUACAGUUGAUGUUGAAACCAUGGAUGAAUUGCAAGUCUACCUAAAGCAAUCAUAAAAUUGUAAAUGCAAUACUUUUUAUAUGAGCAUGCUAAAGAAUGAAUCAUGUAAAUAAGGAACACGUGGGACGAUCAUAUUAUGAAAUAUUGAGUAUGAAAUAAAUCUAAUUUUUACAGUUGUUUUUAAUGAUAGGAAUAUUUUUUGUGCCAUAAAAAACAAUCAAAAACUUAAAUGAGAACAGAAACAUAAAUGUUUAAAAGAAGGAUAUGUGCACUGACAAGUUUAAAUGCAAUUUAUAUCAUCAAUUGUUUGUUAACUUAUUCUUUUUGAAUUAAAGCAAGCGGGUUGUCAGAAUUCUUUUAAUCCGUUACAAUUUUUAGUAAUCUCUUAAUAUUUUUUAUUUGCAAUUUUGAGCUUUUUUUUUUCUUUGGGAAUUAUUUGUAUGUAAACUUUUAUGUUAAAAGUUAAUAGCAUCUUUAUCAUCAUUAACUAGUCGACACUUAUUUUCCUUUCAUUGCUCAUUAUAUUUUAUUGUGUUUAAUUUUUGUUUUGUUGAAGCCAAAAAAUUUUGAAAAAUAAAUCUUUUUUAUGA
This is a messenger RNA of Parasteatoda tepidariorum (common house spider), 3680 nucleotides long. RefSeq names its product importin beta11 (gene Impbeta11). Gene Ontology annotation, molecular function: small GTPase binding. Lineage: Eukaryota; Metazoa; Arthropoda; Arachnida; Araneae; Theridiidae. The record is from RefSeq and is a predicted model, not a curated record. Gene Ontology annotation, biological process: protein import into nucleus. Gene Ontology annotation, cellular component: cytosol; nuclear envelope.